UAGCAUAGAGGGUGUUGAUAUUGUGUGAUAAACUUUGAAGAUCAUUGGAAAUCAUCCGAUUACCAGAGUACUCGAUCGGAAUAAUGACCGAAUACUAGAGUAUUAAUUUUGGUAUUCGUUUCUAUCCAUAAUAAAAAUAGAUCUAUUGACAUACUUCCAAAAUCGAUACGUUCAUAAAAUCCACACGUUAUUAUUACUUACAUUAGUGACAUGGGCACAGAUAUUCUAUUCAUUGGACUACAAGAUCAGAGUGAUGGCGUUUUCCUCAAGAUUUGGUGGAAUAUGUCUACGUAUAGUUCAAUGUGGAACAUAUUUUCCUUUAUUCUUCGCAUUUGAAGGAAAAUAUUUUGUUUAUUUAUUUACACUUCACAUGAUUUCUUUUUAUGGUGCAACUAAACUUUUACCGAAGAGCACUGCCUUUGAGAAUUCAUUGAUCUUAAAUAGUCUGUCAUUUGUAUUUUCGUGUUUAUUAUGGUACUAUAUUUUGGAUGUAGGUAUAGAUUUUUCUAUUUUUCUUGGUCUUUUCAUUCUGUACUUUCAAUUCAUUUUGAUACCAUCGGUAUGCAGUUGGUUUCAGCAAGUUAUAGAAAAAAUACAGCUCUGGAUAAAACUACAGAAUGAUAUUCUACAAUGUCAUGCAGCGUGGAAGAAAUACCUGUUUUAUGGAAUAUGGGCUUUAAACAUGGUCUGUACUUUAUCAACAUUCAUAUACAUUAUAUAUACAUUAUUUAAUGCAGUGAAUUAUUUCUACAAAGACCAUGGGCUUAAAGAGAUUAAUAUUCACGAAAUAGAAAAAAACGAUUGCAUUCCUUAUACAUCUUUCCCUGAUCAACUGUGGUUUAGUGGUUCUGACCUGGAGGAGAGCGUUAACGUGUAUUAUAUGAACGAUUCUAUAUCUUAUAUAGGCGACCGGCUGAUAAUCUUGGAGAGCAUUAGCAAGUCAAUGAAAGAAAACAGCAAACUCUGUAAAACGUUUAUAGGUGAGGAUUUCUUAGUCACGUUUGAUAUAUCGCGCGAUCAAUAUUCAGCUUACCAAAAUAUGGAAUACUACUGGUCAUUUAAUGGAACACGAAUUUUCGAAAACUCCUUCGGAAAGUAUACUUACUGGCAUACAACAUCCGAGAGGACACUUUCAUUUCAUUUCCUUGUAAAAGUCACGGAUUAUAAAGACGCUGGUAUGUAUGUGUUACACAGAAAAACCACGGAGAAUUAUUCUUUAAGAGGUAAAAAGAUAAAAUAUCAAAUGCUCAGAAAAGACUUUAAGCAGUUCAUUGAUGUUGAGCAAAAUGUUGUAGAAAGGAAAGUUCUUAAGUUUUGUUUGAUUCUUUUUGAGUAUCCUUUGGUAGCCAAAAGAGAUGUAGGAACAUUGGUUACAAUAAAUAACUUCUUCAAAAUAUCAACGUUUCGAUUUCACGGGCUCAAGAUGAAACCGGUGUAUCUGAUCAACGGGAGGGAUGUUAGAGAUGUGUGCCCAUUGGAAUCAUCUUGUAAUCCGACAGUUUCUUUUCAUCAUAACCGAAAUUUGUUCAAGCUAACUUCUGAAGUAAAGAACCACUCUUCAAUUUUAAGAGUUAAUGUUUCGUUUUGUGUUUGCCCAAAGGCUUAUGGAAUUCACGAGUUUUAUUUUGUCUUUGAUGACGCCUUUGAGGUAAAGUUUCCUUUAUCGUUAACUCUUAAACCACCUGAUGAAGUUUUGCAGUCAUCAUUUUUCUUAGCUAUGUUAGAAUGCUGUAGGAGUGGCUCCAUUUAUAUCGACCCUUUUGAUAUUAUUAUGGAUUCAUACAUGAAACAAAAUGUGUUUUAUUCCAAAAUGGAGGAAAGAUUCAUACAGCAAAAAAACCUAGAACACCUUUAUAUAGUUUGUAUGUUGGCGUUCUCAUUAUUUGCAGCCAUUAUCGUUUACAAAAUGCAAAGAAUUUUACUAUACUGCUUCUUCACUGAACAGAAAAUUGAAUGUUCAGAAGACAAAAUUUAUGUACCAAAAUGUGACAUUUUUAUAUCAUAUUGUGACGAAGACCAAGAUGUAGCUGAAAAGUUAUUUUUACCAUUUAUGUGCGAUUUGGGAUAUAAAGUACACACGUACAGUGAUAUUCCCGGGAAUAUGGAUACCAGAUACGCCUUGAAAGAAUAUAUUAGAACCUGCAAGGUUUUCAUACUCAUUCUUUCGGAGAACUACUUGAAUGACAACCUUUAUUUUAAGUUACAAUAUGAAAUGACGAUUUUGAUGUCAGUAGCGGAGUCAAUAAUUGAGCAUGAAAAUAUAUUGGUUAUAAGGUCUGAUAAUUGCCGGAAGGACGCUGAUCCUCUAAAACGAUUCCGUUACAUAGACUGGACCAACACAUUGCUUAAUCUGCGUUCAGAUGAAGAGAAAAAAGACGAGCUGAGAAUAUGGCUUACAAAAAGACUCAGGCCAAAUGUUGUAUGGCUUUUUGUUUCAAACUGGUUGAUAAAACCUUGUUUAUGUGCUAUUCGUUGGGUUUAUUACGCCAACCUCUAGAUAUUGCACGAUGUAGUUUUUUAGAAUGUCAUUUCCAUUUCACAUAUAUUUGACUAAUUGCUGCAUGGCUUUGUAAUUUGUAUCAAUGCAUUUUACAAAUAACGUACAAAUGUAUAUGAAUUUAAUCUUGGUUAAGUUAUGCUUCUUAUUAAUACUAUUCAACGCAUUUAUGAAUAUAUGCUUAUUUUAUAAUUGAUAUAUGAAAUGAGGUAACAAAUAAAAAAACAUAUAUGA
Ruditapes philippinarum (Manila clam) is the source of this 2731-nucleotide messenger RNA. RefSeq lists its product as uncharacterized. The transcript is spliced from 2 exons. Bases 254 to 2497 code for a protein of 747 amino acids. Gene Ontology annotation, biological process: signal transduction. Lineage: Eukaryota; Metazoa; Mollusca; Bivalvia; Venerida; Veneridae. The record is from RefSeq and is a predicted model, not a curated record.